Chondrus crispus (carragheen) is the source of this 1719-nucleotide messenger RNA. RefSeq lists its product as hypothetical. The record is from RefSeq and is a predicted model, not a curated record. NCBI's taxonomy places the organism in Eukaryota, Rhodophyta, Florideophyceae, Gigartinales, Gigartinaceae. The transcript has a single exon. The coding region runs from base 1 to 1719 and encodes 572 amino acids.
AUGCCACGAAAAAAUGUCGAGCCUGUACGUCGAAGUGCAGAGAGAGCAGAGCCUAUCAUUGUUCCCGCUCGUGGAAAACAGCUGUUUGACUGGGACGAUAUGGGUCUAGGCCUUGAGUGCCCUCUGAGCAGUUCUGCAUCUGUAUACUCUGAUUCAAGUUCGGAUCAAAGGGAAUUUGAAAUCAAACCAGUGGCCACUAAACGUAAGAAUAACGUUGACCGUGGGACCUUUGAGUGGGUACGCAACCUCAUCGACUGUCGGAAGAUUAAGAACCAGAGGGCAACCCUUGAUGACCAUGCUUUUCGAACGACAGGCAAAGGAUGGCUGCAUGAUCAACACAAAGCUCUCGACGAAAACUCAAUUCCCGUCACGUUUAAGUGUAUCCUCGCUGCCAGCGGUGUGUCAAAGAUUUUCAACAGAUGCCGGGAUGACUUCAAGAAGCCAGAGUACCGCUCCCGGUAUUGGUCGUGGUCCGUGAACUUCAUUCUUUUGCUCGACUAUUUCAUUGACCACGGCAACAUCAAGGUAACCGAGAAGGUAUCUCGGAAGUAUCAGCCCCUCUUGUCCUUUCUCGAAACGUGCAAGGAACACAAAAAAGAGGGGAUAUUGACCACGCAGAAGGAGCAGCUGUUGACUGCCCUCGGGAUUGUUUGGCUCAAGGAAGCUUCAUCUGAUGACGAGGUCUACGUCUCUGACGAUGACAGCUUUGAUGGGGAUAGUCAAGGAGACGAGACUUGGGAAAUGCCUACCAAGCACAGGUCAUCACGAAGACCAAAAACUGUGUCACAGCGACGUCGCUCAAAGAAACGAGCAAGGGGGUCCUCUUCCGGUGAAGCUCUCCCCCUUGAUAGUAGGGAUGAAAGUCCGCCGCCUUAUCGUACACCAAUAAUGCAGACUCCCAGGUCCUUGAAAACUUGGGCUCAGCAAAUGCUGCGAGUUCGUCGACACUAUCGAAAGCAGAGAGGUGAGGAUGACUUGUACGACGUACCAUCGGACCAGCUUUCCCUUCGGAUAUGGAUGAAUGCGGAAACGGCGAGAUGCAGCACUGGCACUCUCAGCCAGAUAUGCUGUGCAAUUCUGAAGGCAGCUGAAAUGGCCAGCUCAGAGGACGUGGGGCUACUAGAUCCGGAAAGCGAAUUAUGGGCGAAGGGUUUUGUCGCUUUUCUGGAUUACGUCAUCAGGCAGAAACAGCCUCGCGAAGAAGCUGUGAACUUCCUGUGUGCUUGUAGAAGGGCUGUGUUUCGGGGUACGCUCUCGACCGAUCACGAUGCUCUCCUACGCGGGGUUAUCGAGAAUUGGUUUGAGUCCCAAGAGAUGAAGACUUGUGUGCGAAUCCGCGAAGACGCUCGCCAGCAGCAACUUGCAAAUCCCAAGCGACUGGGCAGUGGCCAUAUUCUGGAUCUAGCAGACUUAGACGGUCAUGUGUCGGACGAAUUUAAUGGACAUGUGGUAGAAGUCGUAUUAGAUUCUGGAACAUACAAUAUAGACGAAAAGUUUGAUCGCACGAAGCGAAGGAGAACUGCAAAACUCGUGCGGCAAAACCUUUCAUCGAUGAUCGAGGGAGAGGUUGCCAUCAACGUUGAGGGUAGGAACCCGACUGCGGCAGAAAGAAAUGCCAAAGAAUGGGUCCUACGUGCUGGAGCCAAGGACUUCGAUGUAUAUGCCAGAAACUGGUUUCGUGCAGCCAAUUCGUACAAACAUGGCAAUGUCCUUGUUUAA